This is a messenger RNA of Tripterygium wilfordii, 2839 nucleotides long. RefSeq names its product zinc finger BED domain-containing protein RICESLEEPER 2-like. NCBI's taxonomy places the organism in Eukaryota, Viridiplantae, Streptophyta, Magnoliopsida, Celastrales, Celastraceae. Gene Ontology annotation, molecular function: DNA binding; protein dimerization activity. Bases 871 to 2295 code for a protein of 474 amino acids. The record is from RefSeq and is a predicted model, not a curated record. The transcript has 4 exons.
CUGUCUGUACUUUGUGGUCUGUGCGAACUAAACCCAUGCUAGUUGCUGCAGACUUAGUACCUCCGCCGUCCUCAAGUUCGCCUCCCGCAUUCGCCCAAUCCCCUGCCUCGGCCACCGUCCCCCGGAUUCACCCGUGUCGUCCACCAAAUCAAGCUAGAGCUGUAAACAGAGGUCUAUUGCCUAGUUACUCAUAUUAGUAAUCAUAUAAUUUGUAGAUGUCUCAACUGGCAUUGGUCUCUUGUUCUAACUCCGAUUCGAAAAAUCAUACUUUUGAAGAGGAAGUGUCAGAAGGUAGAGAAGGAAGCUCUAUGCCGACCUUAGGCAAACAAGCAUGUGAGAGUGAGAUGACAAGUCCAAAGAAGAGAAAAAGAAAAACAUUGACGUUCAGGUUUGAAGUGUGGAAUGACUUUACAAUCGCAAAAGAUCGUCAGACAUGUAGUUGCGAUCAUUGUGGUAAUGUGUACAAGUGCAACUCAACAAGAAAUGACACAUCAACACUUAAACAACACUUGAGGAGAUGCCCACGCAAGCCUAGAGCAAGUGGUCAACAAACAGAAUUGUCCUUCAAAAUGAAUCAAGGAGGGGAAGGGGAUGUCUUCACAUGGAAGUAUGAUCCAAAGGCAAUACAGCAUGAGUUAACUUGUUUUAUUGCUGAAUGUAAUUUGCCAUUCAAGUUGGUUGAACAUCCACGCUUUAGGAGUUUUUGUGUGGCAUUGAAUCCAAGGUUUCGUGUCCCCUUGAGAUCGACUACUAGAAUGAAGAUCAUUGAUUUUUAUGAGAAUGAAAGAAAAAAAUUACAGAAGUAUUUCCAAAGCAAUGGGUCAAAAGUGUCUUUAACCAGACACGUGGACAACGGAGCGACAUAGUUAUAUGGUAAUCACUGCUCACUUUAUUGAUAGUGAUUGGAAUUUACAUAAAAGAGUUAUCAACUUUAUCUCAAUUACUAGCCACAAAGGUGAGGCUAUGGGUAGAGUUAUUGAGGAUUGUUUGAAAGAAUGGGAGAUCAAGAAAUUAUUCACUAUAACAGUGGAUAAUGCUAGUGCUAAUGAUCAUCUUGUUAAUUACCUGAAGAGGAGAUUUUGUAGUAACAUACUAAGUGAUUAUGUGCAUAUGAGAUGUGUUACACAAAUAAUCAAUCUAGUUGUUACAGAAAGUAUGAAAGAAUCAAUUGCAUCAAUUGAUCGGGUUCGUGCAGCAGUUAAGUUUAUUAGAGCUUCACCUGCUAGAAUACAAAAAUUCAAAGACUGUGUGGAGAUAGAAAGAAUUCAAAGCAAUAGCUUAUUGUGUCUAGAUGUUUGCACUAGGUGGAAUUCAACUUACAUGAUGUUAGAGGCUGCUCAGAAGCUUGAACUUGCAUUUGGGAGAUUCGAGGAAUUAGAGCCACAAAUUACGAGUGAGGUCGCGGUGGAAGGUGGAAUGCCUAAGCAAGAAGAUUGGAAUAACGUGAGAAGAUUAGUGACUUUUCUUCGAUGCUUUUAUGAGCUUAUAUUGAAGGUAUCUGACACUUCUCAUGUUACUUCUAAUAACUUUUUUCAUGAUUUAAGUCUAUUGUACUAUGUGUUACAAGAGAUAAAGUGUGAAGAUGAUCCUCAAAUGAGUUUGAUGGCUGGUAGGAUGAUCGAAAAAUGCGAUAAGUAUUGGGGAGGAAAAUCUAAUAAACUUAACAUAUUGAUCUUUGUUGGUGUUGUGUUUGAUCCGCGAUACAAGUUAAGAUAUUUGAUUCUUGCUAUGAAAGAGAUGUACGAAGAGGAAAUUGCAAUAGAAGUGGCUGAGAUGGUGAAGUCCACCAUAUUGAAGAUAUUUAAUGAAUACAAAAAUGAGUUGUCAAUGCAAAAUCAAAGUAUGGAUCCAACUCAAUGUAAGUCUUCUUCAUUAGCUAUCAGAGAUGAGGAACAAUCAGCUGAAAAUCGAGCAAGAGCUAGGUUCAGAAGGUUGCAUUCUGAAGUUGGAGGUGGAGAAAAUGUAUCUGUGUUGGAUAAAUAUCUAGCAGAAGGAAAUGAAAAUACAAAGGACGGUGAAAAUUUUAAUGUGCUGAUUUGGUGGAAGAUUCAUUCUUAUAGGUUUCCUAUCCUUUCAGCUAUAGCUCGUGACCUCUUGGCGAUUCCAAUUUCGACGGUGGCAUCUAAAUCGGCCUUUAGUACAGGUGGACGAGUUCUAGAUUCAUUUAGGAGCUCACUCACCCCUCAAAUUGUAGAAGCACUUAUUUGUGUGGAAGAUUGGCUUGGAGGUUCACCUAUGCUCUCACAUCCAUGUUACAAGAUUUGGCAGAGCAGAAGGCAUUUGAACGAGAAAUGACUAGGACUGACUAAGGUUGCAUCAAGUGAUAGUUCCAAAACAUCUGAGAAGCGUUGUUGAAAUUUUGUAAAGGCAUGUUCAGUGUAUUGCGUAUUCUGUCUGGACUGGACCACAGUUGUUGAAGGAGCCAGUUACAGUGAGGGCAUGUUCACUAUGAAGCUAUAACAUUGAAAACAAGUUGUCUGAAACUUUUGGAUGCCUAUAAUAACACUUUUUGAGUGUUUGUUUUGUUUAAAAUGAUGUUUGUUUAUGAUCUUGUUGUGGUGGUGCUCUGUAUGUGUGUGGAAUUAUUUUGAGUUAGCUCGACUAUUUUGCUGUGUGUAUGUGUAAGUGAAAAAUAGUUAAUAGGUUCUAAACUGUCUGCAUAUGUUGAACAGCUUAGUUGUAGUGAGACUUGAGAGUCGAGAGAUGCAUAUGUUGAAUUGUUGAUUGUUCAACAGGUUAAGUUACAGGUAUUUGAAAUUGAACAGCUUCAAUCCAACUGCUCCAUUAUUGGAUAAUUUGGAAUUUUGGAUUACAAUAUUAAAAUGGGGAGCUUUAGUCA